Messenger RNA from Apis mellifera (honey bee), 9287 nucleotides. RefSeq lists its product as uncharacterized. The record is from RefSeq and is a predicted model, not a curated record. Gene Ontology annotation, molecular function: RNA polymerase II transcription regulatory region sequence-specific DNA binding; DNA-binding transcription factor activity, RNA polymerase II-specific; zinc ion binding. Gene Ontology annotation, biological process: regulation of transcription by RNA polymerase II. Gene Ontology annotation, cellular component: nucleus. Lineage: Eukaryota; Metazoa; Arthropoda; Insecta; Hymenoptera; Apidae.
CUAUACGAUACUUUGGAUUAUUACGUAUAAUUUUAUUAAUUAAAAAUGAAACAUAAGAUUGGUGAAGAUUUUAGCCAUUUUGCGAUUUAGUCAAAGUACGACGUAAAUCGUAUUAAAGAAAUAAACAAUUAAAAAACAUAAUUAAUACCAUAAAAGUGUUAGUUUUUCUUGUCUGGGAAUGAUUUAGCGAUGACGAUGUCUGAUGGAGUAGUCCACCCAUAUUAAUUAAUGAUGAAUUUGAAAGAAAAAAGUCUUCGCAAUGUUCAAAACUGUCGUGUGUAAAAGCUGUUGGCUUCAAGCGCGACGUGAUCGAUACGCAAUCGUUCUGCCGACUAUUUCCGAAGUUAUCCGUAAAGAAACGAAGGUAACCGAAUAUUAACGAAGUUGGUCGAGGUAGUAUAGUGAGCAAACGACGCGUACGGAAGAACGCGGGGUCUUCUCCGGCUUGGAUUGAAACAGCGUUCGCGUCUACGGGCGCGGUUUUGCGUCUCGAGCUGGCGUUUUACAUGGUAAAAUGUCCUCCCUCGAUUAUCUGGACUUGUGUCGAUUAUGUCUCGUGAAGGACCGUGUUUCGGUGCCAAUUUUCGAGGGUGAAGGAGACGUACGACAAAUAUUUCUCAAGAUCGCUGCCUGCCUACCGGUCAAGCUUACAAGAGAAGAUAAGUUACCUAAGAAGAUAUGCGAUGAUUGUGUGUAUAAAGUAGAAUUAUUUUAUCAAUUUUGGAAUACAACAGCAAACGCAGAAAAACAACUUUUGCAAUGGCUAGGAGAAGUCAGUUUAGAAGACAAACAGGGUUAUGUUACCAAUGUUCUCAAUCCGAGUGUAAUGAAACAAGAACAGAGUACAGAGAACAGGUUAGAUGGCAAUGUGAUGCAGCAAGUAGAGGAGCAUCAAAACAAUAUGGGGAUGGGUAUGAUGGAUAACAUGGGUUUGGGUAUUCCCAUGAUAAUAUCCAGUGCUAAUCAACAACAAAUCACCUCAGUUCCUAUGGACACCAGCAGCAAUUCUGUACAAACUAUUCAGGCAGUACCUGGUCCAAGUUCACAAACUACACAUAACCAAAUACCACAGAAUCAAACAAGCUCUACGCAACAAGAAGAUGAAGAGGAAAGUAGUGAAGAUGAAGAAAACUCUGACGAAGAAUGUGAUGGAGAUGAAGGCCUACCUGUAAAAGAAGAAAGUGAAGAAGAUCCCAGCAAUAGAACCAUAGAGCCUACUACUUUUGUAAAUGUUUCCUUGGCAUGUGACGAAGCAGGUCCUUCAGGACUGCAGCAACAGAAGAUCUCAGAUAUGCCUGAAAUGCCAAUUCCACAACCAACUGAUGGGGAUCCCAAAUCUGGGAUUCUAAACGGGGAUGGACGUUUUAUAUACGGGAAGGAAUCGAUUCCAAUGCAGCCUUGGCAAAUUGUCGACGUGGAAGGUUGCCUCUACUACGCCUUCCUUCCUACGAGUCAAACGCCGAGGCUCGGCAGUGAACGGGAGAGAACGACCGUCGCGAGACCGUCGGCGGACGACGACGACAGUCCGAGGAACAGCGAGGGGGAGGAGGCUUUCGUGAUCCCCGGCGAGGAGGAGAUGGGUGACAGCGGCGAUCUGUGCCCGAUCAAAAUAAAGAAAGAGGACAUGGACAUGGACGACAUGGCGUCAUCGUCGAACGAGGAGAAUUACGACGACGCGAAGGGAUACGCCUGCGAGGAGUGCAACAUCUGUUUCCCCGUGAUGCAGAUGUUGAAACGGCACAGGAACGCGGUCCACGAGCAGGCCCAACGUUACAAAUGCAAAGUUUGUUUCAAGAUAUGCCGUAGCCUGGUCGCGUUCAAGAUGCACGUGGCCCUUGAGCACAAGACCGAGGAGGAAGAGGUGAAAGAUUCGGAGAGUCUGACGUACGCGUGCAACUAUUGCAACUACGAGAGUACGAACAAGUCCACCCUUCAUUCCCACAUCAGUAGGAAACACUCGACGAAACGUAUCGGGAGGAGGAAAAGCAGUUACAGGUACGCGAGCGAGCCGGAGGAGUACUCGUGCGACGUGUGCGAGUUCAAGUGUCAGAAUCGGCGCAGAUUGAAGGAACACUUGGAGCGGAAACACGCGUCCGAGUACAAGUACGACUGCGAGUAUUGCGGGAAGAAGUUCAAGGUGAAGGGCGACAUGAGGCUUCACGUGCGUUUCAAGCACAAGGAGGGGCCUAUCGUGUGCGACGUGUGCGGGAAGACGUGCUCGAACAGCAAUUCCCUGUACGUUCAUCAGAAGUGGGCCCAUUUCAAACCAAAGUACGAGUGCGAGAUAUGCAAGAGGCGAAUGGUCACUCAGGAGAACCUCGACCAGCAUAUCUUACUGCAACACGAGAGGCGGGAGAGCUUCGUGUGCGAGGAGUGUGGAAAGUCGUUCACCGAGAAUCACAGAUUGAAGCAGCAUAUGAUGACUCAUACCGGGGACAGGCCUUACGAUUGCCACAUAUGCGGCAAAGCUUUCGCGCGUAGAACGGCUUACAGGCAACACUUGCUUAUCCACACCGGCAAACGGCCGUAUAUCUGUGAUAUCUGCGGUAAGACGUUCACGCAGAAGCCUGGCCUGAUUUGCCACCGGAAGUCGCACCCCGGCCUCGACACCCUCAACUCGCGUGGUAUCUUUAUCUACGACAAGGAGUCGGUGGUGAUGAAAAAGUGGCAGAUCCUGGAAUUCGAUGGGAAACCGUACUACGCGUUUGUACCUGAAGGCGACACGCCGUUGGCGGAGGAGGAUAUACCGGAGCAAGUGGACGAGGCAGGGAACGAGGAGGAGAAGCAGGAUCUGGUGAAGGUGGAAUGUCUGUACGACGAGGAGGAGUUGCAAUACGACUCGACCGACGAGAAGUUGUACGAGGAGGACGAUCUGUUGAACAGAAGCGGGGAGUUGAAGGAGGAGGACGACGUGAAACCGAUAAUAUUAAACGGUGGGAUCGAGGGGAUGGAUGCGAGCGACAAGGGGGCAAUCGGGGAUCUUUAUCAGGUGAAGGUUCAAGGCAGCAUGGUGACGAUAGAGAAGUUGACGUCGAGCGACGUGGAAGAGGCGAAGGAGGUGGUUGAGUAUCAGCAGGAGGAGCAGGAGGAGGAGGAGCAGGAGGCGUACAACGAUCAGGAGCAGGUGUUGGAGCAGGUUGAGCAGGUGGAGCAGGGGGAUCAGGAUCAGAUAGAGCAGAUAGAAUACCUGGAGGAGGAGAUACUCGAGUCGGCGAAUAACCACGUGACCCCCACGAAGACCCGCAGAAAGGUGUCGAGGGGGGCGGGGAACGCUCUCAAGUGCAAAGUGUGCUCGGAGAUGUUCAGCUCGGCGAUCUCGUUCAGGAAACACGUGGCGUGGACCCACAAGAAGAAGGUGUGCAUACAGGAGGAUGGCGCGUACAUAUGCGCCGUUUGCGACUACAGGACGCUGAAGAAGAGCCUGUUCGCGGCACACUUGGAGAGGAAGCACGAGACAUGGUCGAGGAAACGGCCCAACAACAUGCUGUUCCCGUGCGCCGCCUGCGGCUUCGUCUGCAGAUCCAAGCACUCGUUGCAGUCGCACUUCAUAAGGAAGCACACCGAUCGUUACGAGCACCAGUGCAAGUUUUGCCCGAAGAAGUUCAAGGUGAAGGGCGACCUGACCAACCACGUGCGGUUUCACCACAAGGAGAAACCGAUCAAUUGCGACGUGUGCGGUAAAUUGUGCCAGAACAGCGGCUCCCUUUACGUCCAUCAGAAGUGGGCGCAUUACAAGCCGAAAUACGAGUGUCAUAUAUGCAAGAGGCGCAUGGUCACCCAGGAGAAUCUCGAUCAGCAUUUGUUGACGCAACACGAGAAGAGGGAGAAGAUCGUGUGCGCCGAGUGCGGCAAGACGUUCACCAAGAAGGACUCGUUCAAGAGGCAUAUGGCGGUGCACACCGGGUGCAAGCCCCACUCCUGCCUGAUAUGCAACAAACCGUUCGCGAGGAGGUCACAGUUGCGCCAACAUUUGCUCAUCCACACGGGGAAGAGGCCGUUCGUCUGCGAUAUAUGCGGCAAGGCGUUCACGCAGAAGCCCGGCCUGAUCUGUCACAGGAAAACGCAUCCCGGCCCUCAUCCACCGUUGCCCGUAAUGCCGAUCGCGGACAUCGUGAAAGAGUUCACCGAAGGCUACGUGCAGGAGAUAAACGCGCGCGAGAACGAGGAGAGGAUCGAGGAGGAGGCAAUUUCGGAUCCUCUUAGCGAGGAAUUCAAGCCGGAACGAUCUCUCUCCCCGUUGGAUACGUUCCCUGAUGGAUACGUGAAUUGGAUCGGCAAAGAGAACUUCGAGAUAAUAUCCACGAAUCGGGAGGAAGGGGACAACGUGGAAUCUGUUCGCCCCGAUCGAGGGAAGAAGAAGGGCGUGGUGACUCGUCUGGAGUGCGACCAUUGUCGACGCAAGUUCCUCAAGAAGAGCAAUCUGGCCGAGCACUUGAAGAAGCACAAGCACAAGUGUCCCGAUUGCCCGAAGACUUUCAGGCUUCGCCGUUACCUGGCCUCCCACGUGGAGAAGAUCCAUCGACGCCAGGUGUACGAUUGCAGCGUAUGCGAGUACAAGAGCAACAACAAAGGUACCCUGAAGAACCACUACAUCCGUCUGCACACGAGCAACUACGAUUUCUCCUGCGACACGUGCGGCAAGCAAUUCAAGAUAAAGAAAGCGUUGAACCAUCACGUGAAGCAGAACCACAGCGACGCACCUCCUAUAGUGUGCGACGUGUGCGGCCACUUCAGCAAGAAUCUCCACGCUUUGAAGGCCCACAUGAAGUACAGGCAUUACAAGCCCGAGUUCGUAUGUCGAAUCUGCAGAAGAGGGAUGACCACCCGGGAGAAUCUGGAGCAACAUUUGACCUGGCACGAGACCAGGGAGAAGGUGUUGUGCCCCACUUGCGGAAAGAGGUUCAGAGGCCGGGAUCUGGACUCUCACAUGAGGGUGCACACCGGGGUGAAACCGUUCCCCUGCCCCGUGUGCGGCAAAUCGUUCAGAAGGCAGACUGCUCAGGAGCAGCACGUGCUCAUCCACACGGGGAAGAGGCCGUACGUUUGCGACAUUUGCGGCCAGGCUUUCGCUCAGAAACCCGGCUUGAUUUGUCACAGGAAACGCCAUCCUGGACCCUUGCCCCCUUUGCCUGUCGUUUCGAUAAAGAACAUCGUGACCGAUUCACCUGCAUCGGAUCCAUUGAACGGAAGCGAAGCGAAUCCCCUGGAAGAUGGUUGCGCCAUCAAGAUAGAGAGCUCGUACACGUUGGCGAGGAGAGAACGAAGAGAGAGGGGGAGGAAGAGGACGAGAUCGAGGAUCGACUCGUCUCCGCCGUGUUGGAAAACUAGGAGGCCCGUGGAAUUGAGGAGAGCAACAAUUCGGCCGAGGCAGGCCGGGUUGCUGUUCGAGUGCGACUUUUGCGGCAAACAGUUCGAGCGGAAGUCGUUGUUGGCGUCUCACAUGAAGCAGCACAGGCAUCGUUGCAAGACGUGCAGCCAAACGUUCAGAUUGAGGAAAGACUUGAAGCAGCACACGGAACAGGUUCACGGCCCGGUGCUGUACCCUUGCACCAUCUGCGAGUACAAGAGCAACAACAGGUGGACGUUGAAGGAUCAUUUCAUUCGAAAGCACACGAGCAGUUUCGACUACUCGUGCUCCGUGUGCGGGAAGCAAUUCAAGAUAAAGAACGACAUGGUGCAGCACGCGAAGCAAAUGCACAGCAACGCGCCUCCCAUCAUUUGCACGGUGUGCGGCCACGCGUGCAAGAGCGUCCCCUCUUUGAAGGCACACAUGAAGUACAGGCAUUACAAGCCCGCGUUCGAGUGCAGUUUGUGCAAACGUUGCAUGACCACUCAAUACAACCUUGACCAGCAUUUGCUGUGGCACGAGAAGAAGGAGAAGGUUGUGUGCCCGACCUGCGGCAAGACGUUCGGCCAGAAGAGGGAUUUGGACCUUCAUCUGAGGAUCCACGAGGGUAUCAGGCCGUUCUCCUGCCCGGUCUGCGGUAAAAAGUUCCCGAGGCGGACUGCCCAGGAGCAGCACAUACUGAUACACACAGGCCAGAGGCCGUACACUUGUGAUAUAUGCGGGCAGAAGUUCGCUCAGAAGCCGGGAUUGAUCUGCCACAGGAAGCGGCAUCCUGGACCCCUGCCACCCCUCCCUGUCAUCUCUAUCAGGAAGAUACACGUGUUCUUCAUCGACCCCUCUGUUUUCAGGACGCGAAGAAUAACCUCUCGAGCGAUUCACGAAUGCGUCAAAUGCGGGGCCUGUUUCUGCCACACGAGAAAACUGGUCGAGCAUCUGAAGAACCUGCACAACAUCGACAGGGCGUUCAGCUGCGACGAGUGCGGCAAAACGUUCAGGAGCCCGAUGAACAUAGCCCGCCACAAGUUGAUCCACACAGGCUCGAAGAGGUUCGCCUGCGACUUGUGCGACUACAGAUCGAACCAGAAGUCGAAUCUCGAGAGUCAUCGACGGAGGCACACCAAAGAUUACUCGUUCAGAUGCGGCCAGUGUCAGAAGGGAUUCUUCCUGAGGACGGAGUACGUGGAGCACGUGAACGUGCACACGAGAAAGGAGAUGUAUCGUUGCGACCACUGCACCAAAACCUAUCCGUACAAGAAGAACCUGACCCAUCACGUGAGGACCCGUCACGCCGAUAUUUUGCCGGCCGAGAUGGAGAGCGGCGCGAAACGGAAACACGUGUGCUCGAUCUGCCUCGAGGCUUUCACCCGGAAACGAUUCUUGGAAACCCAUUUGAGCCAGUUGCACGGAUUGCGCGAGAAAGCGGGUCAUCUGUGCGAUCUCUGCGGCGCCAUGCUCUCCUCCGGCAGAAGGUUGACGGUGCACAGGCGGCGCCACGUCAACGAGAAGGUGGCCAAGUGCGACGUGUGCGACAAACAGUUCGCGAGCAAGGAGAACCUGAGUGUUCAUCGGCGGGUGCACACGGGGGAAAAACCGUACGGUUGUUCCCAGUGUGGGAGGAGAUUCGCGCAGAGGACUUCUUUGAUCUUGCAUCUUAGGUAUCACUCGGGGGAGAGGCCGUAUCGAUGCGUGGACUGCGGAAAGGGAUUCGUAUCGGGAAGCUUUUUGAGGAAGCAUCGCAAGACGCACGAGAAAACUUCGUCGCAGCUCGAGUUGAAACGAGAUGUGAAAAUAGACGACAACUGGAGCAACGAGCACGACGAGUUUAGCAGCUGCGAAGAUUUCAGAAUCAAGAACGAGGAUGCCCUUUUCGAUCCUGAGCAGAAAUUCGAGGGAAACGAGAAAGUGUGCGAUCUGUGCCAGGAAAAGUUUCACUUCGUGACCAGAUUAGUGGCACAUCUGAGGAUCGUCCACGGUAUUCAUAGGCCCUUCAAGUGUCCCACUUGUGAAAAGACGUAUCCCCAACAAUUCAUGCUGAACGCUCACGUGAAAAAGUCGCACACCCCGAAAACUAUACCCUGUAAUCGGUGCAGUUUCAUGGGGGUGAAUGCCACCGAUGUGGAAAGGCACACGAAACGACACCAUCGAGCGGUGAAAUUCACGUGCGAAAUCUGCAGCGAGAACUUCGUGGACAAGGAUUCGUUGACGACUCACACGACCAUGCACAACUUCAUGCAAUUUCAACAGUGUAAUGCUUGUGGUACGACUUUCAAUGACGUGUACAGUCUGAAGGAGCACAAUCGUCUGUAUCACUACGACCCAGCCGCAUUGAUCCAAGAGAAAUUGGAAACGGACGAUCCCCGAACCGCAGAGCACAAAUGCGACGUUUGCGGCAAGGUUUACAAGUACAAAUCGGUUCUGAAGCAGCAUAAGGUGAAGGCUCACGGCGACAUGCCCAAUUACGAGAGGCGUAGAUAUUUAUGCGCGCUUUGCGGCAAAGAGCUAAAAACGGCGAAAGGCCUCGAGAUACACAAUCGAUCGCACACCGGGGAAAAGCCUUACACCUGCGAGGUAUGCGGCAAGUGUUUCGCGUGCGAGACCCUCCUCAGGACUCAUAACGUCACGCACACAGGCGAGAGAAAAUACUCUUGCGACCAGUGCGGCAAAGCUUUUACACAGAGGUCCACGUUGGUCGUUCACAAACGUUACCACACCGGUGAACGGCCAUACGUUUGUCCUAGGUGUGGGAAAGGUUUCGUGACGAGAACCGUUUUGAACACUCAUAUGAAAUCCUGUCGUUGAAACGGGAUGAGAGAAAGAGAGGGGGAUGGAUGGAAGAAGGGAGGGGGCUUCCAAUUAAGUAAGAUCGUUUCGGGUAAGACUGGGACUAUUUGUCGUUAAUUUUUAUAAAUGGUUAGUUUUUUAUGAUUCUGUGUAUGUUCUUUGAGAAGAUUGUCAGAACGUUAAGAAUUUUCGUGGUGAAAGAGUAUUUAAGUAUUUAAAUAUUUGGAUACUUUCAAUAGUCCCAGCCUUAAAUCGAGGUGUAUAUAUAAAUAUAUACACGUAUUUUUCUUUUUUUUUUUGAUUUUAAUGCAAUUCCAGUAUUAAAUUGUUCGUUAUAAAAAGUUUGUAUGUGAAAACUAUAUUACUAUUUCUAUCAUUUGUCGCAAAGUAUUGAAAGUAGUACGUAGAAUAAAAAAAUCAAUGCGUGACAAUAAUAGAAAAAUUCGAUAAAGCAGUUAAAUUUAUAUUGAAUUGAUGUUGUACAGCUCUUAAAAUACUAAAUUUAAUUCUCGAUACGUGUAUUCUCGAUAAGAAUAGCCGACAUCAGUCAAUCGCAUUUCUUCCAUUUCUUGUUUCUUAUUUCUUGGACAAGCGUUGGAUUGACACAGCUCGAUCGUUUAAUACUGGGACAUCCUUGUGCAAUUUAUGACCCUUGAGGUACUUUUAGAAAACCCUCGAGAAAUCAGGGCAACCCUUACGAAUAUAAUCGCCGUUCAAUCGUCGAGUGGAUUAACAUCGAAAUCGAUCGCUUGAAGGAGAUAUCUUUUUGUAAGUAAGUCCUAUUCAUAUAUUGACUAUGUAUCGUGUAUGUAUUGUUAUUUUUCGAGAAAAUAUGAAAUUUUUGGAAAAAAUCGACGAAAAUGAUGAUGCGUCUAAGACGUGAGAUUUUUUCUUUUUUUUUUCUUUUUUUAGAUACGUUUUAUAUAUCUUCGUUUUUAAUAAAUGUGCAGAGCUCGUAAUCUCUGCGAUUAUAAAGCCGUCCUUGACACUAGUAUUAAGAUGUAACUGAUCGUUGUAAAUUUAGUUGCAUCUGACAAAUAUGAUCGUGCUAUUCCGUAUAAACGUAAUUAAAAAGUAUAUAAUAAUUAAAGACUAAAACUAAGGAGAAAUAUGAUAAGUAAUUUUUCAUCUUUUUUUUCUGCAAAAAUAUUUUUGAGAU